AUCUGGGCCGAAACCGUAAAUCGUAAGAUAAUACUAUUGGUCAUGAGUCUUUAUAUUAUCACUCAUUAUUAAUUUUGAAUAAAAAAGCUAUCGAACUAUUUUUAAUUUUUUCGAAUGAUCUCAUUAAUGGAAAAUAAAGAAUCUGUCGAUGCAGAUCAGUCUAUUUUAAAUAAGCCAAAUUCAGAUCGUCGUUUAGAGCUUUUAGAUUGGUAUUGUGAUUUUUGGGAGCAGAAUGCUGGGUUUGAGUUUGAACCAUCGAUGAAAAAUGAUUUUUCGGCUUUAGAAGAAUUUCGAAAAAACGUAAAAGAAAAAUUAAAAAAUGUUAAAGAAGAGGAAUCGAAAAGCCAACUGAAUUCUGCCACAAAAUUAAGUUCUGAUCAAAAUAUUGGUAUUAAACAAGAAAAUGGAAAAACUGUUGCUAAAACCCCGGCGUCAUCCACAUCGAAUUCAUCAUUUGCCUUUGACGAAGAAGAAGACACUCCAAAGCUAAAGAUAAAAGCACCCCUUCCAAGAGUAAAUCAGCCUAGGGUUGCAAGACUGGAUGAAAUAAUGAAUAAGAAUAAAAAAAAUACGAAGAAAAGAUUAACCAGUUCCCCCGCCGUUAGUACAACCCCUAAAAUAGCUAGAAACCCAACAACAGCAACAACUACUACAUCUGACCCUUAUACCGAAGAUUUCUGA
This is a messenger RNA of Dimorphilus gyrociliatus, 681 nucleotides long. The record is from the annotation of a GenBank genome assembly. NCBI's taxonomy places the organism in Eukaryota, Metazoa, Annelida, Polychaeta, Dinophilidae.